CACAAACAUGGCGCCUGCUUGCACAGACAGCUAGCGAUUGAUAGGAGUAUCGCAAACAAGUGUGAAACAAAGUUUUCACGCAUCCCUGAAGUGAAGUACGAUCUGUGCCUCCAGCGGAUGUUUUCUGAUCUCUGACAAGAGCGGAAUAUUGCUUGGAGUUGAAAGCAGCGAGUUUCCUACAUGUCAACAUUCUUUCUUCUAGUAGUGUAAAAACAGCUGGCACGCCCCAGCCAUGAUUGAGGACAAGGGUCACCGCGUGACGGACUACUUUGUGGUGGCCGGGCUGACGGACAAGUCCACCCCUCUGGAGCAGGACCUGUCCGAGACCAAGUCCAGCGGGCCCAAGGCGCCCAUCACCGACCUGGCCGUCAUCAACAAGUCGGCUGGCGAGACGGUGCCCGAGGGCUUCACCUGCAUCGAGAGCACGUACAGCGGCCAGCAGGCCAACCUCAACCACGGCAGCCUCAAGAGCCCCGAACUCUUCCUCUGCUACAAGAGGGGCCGCGAGAGACCCCCACUUAUCGACAUUGGGGUGCUGUACGAAGGCAAGGAGCGGCUGAUCCAGGGCUGCGAGGUCAUCCAGGCCACGCCCUACGGCCGCUGCGCCAACGUCAACAACAGCUCGGCCACGUCCCAGCGCAUCUUCAUCACCUUCCGCCGCGCCCCGCCUGUCCAGCCGCAGAACUCGCUGGCCGUCACCGACAUCUGCGUCAUCGUCACCAGCAAGGGCGAGACGCCGCCACACACCUUCUGCAGGGUGGACAAGAACCUCAACUGCGGCAUGUGGGGCUCCAGUGUUUUCUUGUGCUACAAGAAAUCUGUCUCUGCGUCCAACUCAAUAGCCUACAAAGCAGGCCUUACCUUCAGGUAUCCAGAAGGAGACUACGAGUCCUUCCCCCUCUCUGAGUCUGUGCCUUUGUUCUGUCUGCCCAUGGGAGCCAGGAUUGAGUGCUGGGCCCCCAACACCCGUUAUCCACUUCCAGUGUUCUCUACCUUCGUGUUAACAAUCUCCUCUGGAGAAAAGGUGUAUGGCGCUGCUAUCCAGUUCUACGAGCCCUACCCGUUGGAGGCGCUGAGCGAGAAGCAGAAGACGCAGCUGGGCCUGCUCACCACGGUGGAGAAGAAGCUCAUCCCCAACAAACCCGUCAACACCAACAAGUGCAUCUGCCUGCUGUCACGCUGGCCCUUCUUCGAGGCCUUCCGCAAGUUCCUCAUGUUCCUCUACAAGCUGUCCGUCUCCGGCCCGCACCCCCUGCCCAUCGAAAAGCACAUCUCCCACUUCAUGCACAAUGUGUCAUUCCCCUCUCCCCAGAGGCCCAGAAUCCUGGUCCAGCUCUCAGCACAUGACACCCUGAUCCUCUCCCAACCUGUUUGCACACCUUUACCACUAAGCGGGGCGGACUUCAGCACGCUGCUGUCGAACCUGGGCUCGGAGAACUGCGCUGCGCUGCUGCACUUUGUUCUGAUGGAGAGCAAGAUCCUGCUGCACUCUCUGCGGCCUGCCGUGCUGACGGGGGUGGCCGAAGCCGUGGUGGCGAUGAUAUUCCCCUUCCAGUGGCAGUGCCCAUACAUCCCUCUCUGCCCCCUCUCUCUGGCUGGGGUCCUCAAUGCCCCCUGUCCGUUUAUUGUGGGCGUAGACUCCAGAUACUUUGACCUCUAUGAUCCCCCUGCUGAUGUGGUCUGUGUGGACCUGGACACCAACACUAUCUACCUGUCUGACGAAAAGAAACAUUGUAACUGGAAGAACCUUCCAAAGAAGCCCAGCAAGAGCCUGCUGAACUCCUUAAGCAACCUGUAUCACCAGCUGGCCAUAGUCCGCAGGACUGCCCAGGAGGGCUUGGCUGUGGAGAUGACCCCCAUCGAGGCAGACUUCUCCUGGCACAAAAAGAUGACAGGGCUGGAGAUGGAGAUCCAGGAGGCCUUCCUGCGCUUUAUGGCCUCUAUCCUGAAGGGCUACCGCUGCUACCUCAAACCCAUCACCCAGGCGCCCUCCGAGAAGGCUACUGCUGCAGACUCCCUCUACGAUCUGCAAGGGUUCUUGAAGAGCAGAGAUCGCGCUCAUCAGAAGUUCUACUCCCAGCUGACCAAAACCCAGAUCUUCAUUCGCUUCAUUGAGGAGUGCACGUUCGUCAGUGACAAAGACACGGGCCUGGCUUUCUUCGAUGAUUGUAUAGACAAACUUUUCCCCUCAGAUAAAGGAACAGAUAAGGGAGCAAAGGUGGAGGGUGAGUCCUCAGAAGACACCAGACUAAUUGAGCUGGACGAAUCACAGAAGAGUGACCUCACUGUCUUUGUCAUGCCCCCCGAGCCCCCGAUGGAGGAUGGUGAUGACCCUCCUGCUCGAUACAGCUAUAAGAACUUCCCACGCCUGCGUCUGGAGCUGUUCGACCGUCCGCGGGAACUGCGGCCAGCCCUGAGCAGCCGGACAGCCGGAGCCAGCCUGUCCAGCAGCCCCGCCGUCCUGGCCAAGAGGACCAAGCAGGAAAUCAAGCUGGCCUACAAGAUGGCGAAGCGGUACUACUCCAACCCGCCUCUGUGGGCCAAGUGCCUGUUCAGCCACUGCUACAGCCUGUGGUUCAUCUGCCUGCCCGCCGGCGUGCGGGCCGCCCACUCCAAAGUGCGCGCCAUGCAGCAAGCCUACAACGUCCUGCUGAGGAUGAGGAGCACCGAGGUGGAGGUCCUGGACGAGGUGUGCUACCGUGUGGUGAUGCAGCUGUGUGGGGUCUGUGGCCUGCCUGUAAUGGCUGUGCGUGUGCUAGUGGAGAUGAAGAAGGCUGGAGUGCACCCCAAUGCCAUCACAUACGGAUACUACAACAAGGCGGUGCUGGAAAGCCCUUGGCCUAGCCGGAACCGAAGUGGUCACUUCAUGUGGACGAAAGUACGCAAUGUGGUCCGGGGAGUGGCCCAAUUCAAACAGGCACUUGGAGGGGCAGCUUCCUCUAAAGGACCCCCUCUGAUCGCCACAGUGGUGACUGCGGGCGGAGGAGCGGGUAGCGAUGGGGACCGGAUCAGUCACGGCAGUGUGGACAGCUCAAACGAGGCCAGCGGCGAGGUGCACAAUCUGUUCCCUGACAGCCUGAUAGUGGGGGACACCACCGACAACCACUGCAACACAGGCGGGCAGUCAGACCAGGGCUACGGGUCGAAGGACGAGCUGCACCACGAUGUGUCCGACAGUCUUCAGACGAGCGCUUCCCUGACUGACACGGACCAGCCCAGCAAGACCAAAGCACAAGCCAACGGGGAGGAUGUGGCUAGCUCAGUGGACAGCGCGGUGGCCGUGACGGGGGAUGUGCCCGCCCCGGGGCCCAGCAUCGUCAAGCUGUCCACAGGGAGCUUCGACAGUGCUGGAGGGAGAGGGGGCGCUGGUGGCGCUCAGGGGAAGCUGUUUACUUUGCGCAGCAAGAGCGAGGACGUGGCCUUGGAAGAGGGUGUGGCUCUGCCCCUGGACGAGGCGGGGCCACAGAAGCAGCAGCAGCGGCAGAAGGCCUUCUCAGAGCGAAGCUGCAGCUUCAGUGCGGAGAGCCGUGCCGGCAUGCUCCUUAAGAAGGGCAGCCUGGAGAUGGGCGUGGACCAGAUGACCAUCGGCAUGGGCGCAGACGCCAAGAUCCUAACCGCCGCCUUCUCUGGGGGAAAGACCCCGCCCCCCACCUCUGGCACGACCUCCUUCAAGGGCCUGGAGUUGGAGGAGGACCUGAACAGCUCCUUGGAUAAGCUGUCGGAGGAAGACGGCAUAUCCCCUGAGCCCGCUCAUUUAGGAGAGGGUGAGAUGCCCUGUAGACCUGCAGCCAAGAAGGACCCUAAGGUCCCGAUGCAGGGUGAGGGAGCUGAGGAAAGAGACUCGUCCAAGAGGAACACCUCUCACUCCAGAGCGGUGGAGAGGGAGGACGUGGAGGUAGGGGCCGACCCACUGUCCUUGCUGGCCUCUGAGGCUUCCGACUCCAUCUCUGUCCAGAGCGAGGAGUCGCGCUCCGUCCCGCUGAUGGUGUCACGCAAUCUCGCGGACGAGAUUGAGAUGUACAUGAACCUAAAGAGCCCCUUGGGGGUCAAGUCCUCCAGCAUGGAGCUCCACCAGGGGACGGCAAAGGACGAGGAGGCGGUUGUGGACGCUGGGCAGAAGAAGACACUGGAAAGGAGGUCUAGCCUUCCCGCUGCACCUGUGAAACCCCCCGGCUCGGCCAGAGACACCCCCAAACGCAGCCCAGCUGUUACCCGUUCUAAGACCUUUGCCGUGAAGUCCAAGAGCUCUGGGCAAGCUCAGAAUCAGAGGUCAUCCUCACUGACUGCGCUGGUCAGGUCAUCCCAGAGCGGUUCUCUUGGGUCCGUCAUAAACUCCAUCUCUGGCAUCAAGAUGGACCACCUGCUCUCUGGACCCAAGAUGGAUGUACUGAAGUCUGGCAUGAAACAGGCAGCCAAUGUGGCCAGCAAGAUGUGGGGGGCAGUGGCCUCAGCAUACUCCUACUCAGAUGAUGAGGAGGAGCACCUCCAGAGUGGGGGCAGCUUCCCCGCCAGGCUGGACGAGAACCUGCUGACGGGUAGCGAGGUGGACGGCUGCAUUUCCAGAGGACUGAUCCCAGGCCUGGCCUCGAAUGGCCUGACCCAGAGCAGCACCAGCCUGGGCAGCAGCAGCGGCAGCAGCGACACUGGGAAGGCACAGCACCCAGCCGCCAUGACCCCGGGGAAGUCAGGGAGGGGUCUGGAAUCAGAUAGAUCAGAGCAGGGUUCCUCUCACCAUGCCAGCUCCUCCAGCAUCUGCCAAAACUGCGCCCUAGAGGUGCUGAUGUCCAGCUGCUCUCAGUGCCGUACGUGCGAGGCCCUGGUGUACGACGAGGAGAUCAUGGCCGGCUGGACGGCCGACGACUCCAACCUCAACACCACCUGCCCCUUCUGCAAAAACCCCUUCCUGCCCCUGCUGCACGUGGAGUUCCGGGACCUUCGGGGCAGUGCCGGCUUCUACCUGAAGCCCAGCACUUCGGGGGAUAGUAUACACAGCAGCAGUAUGCCCACUGCACCGGGGCCAAAGGGUGGGGGGCCUGCGGGACCCUCUUAUGUGAUCAACCACACAGAAUCCCCACAGGAGGGGGCGGCAGGGGCCUCAAGGAACCAGACUGGUGCACAUAAGAGCUCUGGGUUAGAGGCAGUGCAGACGGACCCCCUGGGACUGAUGGACAAGCAGGAAGGGAAGAGGGGCACCUCCCUGACCCGCAGCAACAGCGUGGGGGGCCCUCUGCAGAGCCUGGACCUUUCACAGAGGCCCUCCCACGGUGUCUCCACCACUAGCCUGCCCAACAGCCUUCAGGAGGUGUCGAAUAACCUGGGUCAGAAGAGGCCCAACCCGCUGCCAGUGUCAGUUCCCUACCUCAGCCCCUUGGUGUUGCGCAAGGAGCUGGAGUCCCUGCUGGAGAAUGAGGGGGACCAGGUCAUCUACACCCACAAGUUCCUCAGCCAGCACCCCAUCAUCUUCUGGAACCUGGUGUGGUACUUUCGCCGUCUGGACCUCCCCAGCAAUCUGCCAGGCCUCAUCCUGACCUCUGAGCACUGCAACAAUGGUGUACAGCUUCCACACGCCUCCCUGUCCCAGGACAGCAAGCAGGUGUAUGUGCAGUUACUGUGGGACAAUAUCAACCUGCACCAGGAGCCCGGCGAGCCCCUCUACCUGCAGUUUAGAACCCUGUUGGAGAAGAAGGGGCUGCUGGCUCCCACCGACCACCAGGAGACGAGGACUCUGCUCAAUAGCAUUGUAAGGAGCAUCCAGACCAAUGACGUCUACAGCCCCAUCAACCUGCUCCUGCGGGAGGUCAAGAGGCGUCCCAACAUCAGACGCCAAAGGAGUAUCUAUAGGGAAAUCCUGUUUCUGUCCCUGGUGGCUCUGGGCCGAGAGAAUAUUGAUAUUGAGGCCUUUGACCGUGAGUACAGAGUUGCCUUUGCCGAGCUGAGCCCAGAACAGUUGAAGGCCCUGUCUCGCAUUGACCGUCCACCCAGCAACAGUGUGCAGUGGUGCCUGAAGUGCUUUGGUGCACCCGUCAUAUGACAGCACCCCCUGCUGGGGAGACGGGGUUGUGCUUUUCUAGCAACUACCACACACAAGGACGGGGGACAAGGGGUGGGUACCAGAUGACUGAUGGGUGGUGGGUAUUGGUGGAAGGGAGAAACACAUUUGUACAGUGAAUUUUACAUCUGGAAUAUCACCCAAAGAUGGUACUUUUUAUCAAUCUGAUAGCCUUGUAUUUGUUCUGCAUCUGUCUCGUUCACCAUAUCCCUUGCUUGCUAUAAUGCAGAUCAGUGUUUUUUUGGACAUGGGGUAGAACAGAAAACCUCUGUCUGUCCUGUAGUGGUAACAUUAUUGCCUUUCUGUACAGAGGAUGUUGAGUAUGAAUGUCUAACAGUACAGGGAGUCUGUUUGCCAUGAAAGCAGCCCCAAGGGUUGGAUCCUACCUAUCUUGGUUUAUCAUCAAAGGUGUUGGGUAGGAAUCUGUGAUUCAGUAGCAAAAGUGUGACUCUGAUAUCAGGAGCUGGGGGAGAGUUGUGAGUGACUAUCACUGCUUUCUGUCUGUGUGAUGUCCAGCACCCCUCAUUUUAAACUCCCAUCAAAACCUGCUCAUGGUAGAAAUCACAUCAGAAAUAAAACACAAAGUAUACCUAUGUCUGACAAAAUGAAUCAAUGUACAUAUGUGCACUUUCAGAAUGGUCACCCUUUAGUUUUUGUAAUCAUUAUUUUCUUGUACAUAUUUUUCUAAAUGGGGAAUCUGAACCAGGGUUGCCUUUUCAGGGGAGUGGGGGGGGGGUCU
Messenger RNA from Megalops cyprinoides (Indo-Pacific tarpon), 6788 nucleotides. RefSeq names its product DENN/MADD domain containing 4C (gene dennd4c). The record is from RefSeq and is a predicted model, not a curated record. Lineage: Eukaryota; Metazoa; Chordata; Actinopteri; Elopiformes; Megalopidae. Gene Ontology annotation, molecular function: protein binding. Bases 233 to 6031 code for a protein of 1932 amino acids. The transcript is spliced from 33 exons. Gene Ontology annotation, cellular component: ESCRT I complex; cytoplasmic vesicle. Gene Ontology annotation, biological process: regulation of Rab protein signal transduction.